AUGGAUCACGUGAAGUGCGAUGAUCAUGGGCAUGUCAUUGCACUCUUCGUCAUAAGGUGCGCCCUCGUCGGCCCCCUGCCCACUGCUCUCCUCGCAUUGUCCCAUCUCAAGGAUCUGGAAUUGGAGUAUUGCAAUCAACUCCCUCACUCGCUCCCCGAUUCCCUAGGCGGACUGUCCUCUCCCAUGGGCCUCAGCACCGCCUCUCACGGCAAUCUCAAAGAUUCCGUUCCGCAAGAGCUGGGCAAUCUGCAGCAGCUCACCCGCCUGUAUUUGUCGAGCAACAAUCUACUGGAGUCACUACCAGAGCAGCUCUCCCAGCUGCACAACCUCCAGUCUCUGCACGUGUCGAAUCAUGAUCAUCUGUCUGGGGAGCUGCCUGCGUGGAUCUUCAGCCUCACAGACUUGACUUCACUGACUAUCCAGCGCAACAACUUUUCAGGCUCCAUUCCAGAGGCAAUCAGCAGCCUCAAGCAGCUAAGGGAGUUAGUCCUCGAGGAGGGAGAGCUGUCAGGGUCCAUCCCCGAGGCAAUAGGAGCGCUCACCAACCUGCACAAUCUGCAAUUGCACUGCAACAGGCUGAGUGGCACCAUUCCCGCCUUCAUUACCUACCUCUCUGGACUCACCACCCUGAAACUUCGGAGCAACAGCAGUCUCUCAGGCUCCAUUCCAGAGGCAAUCAGCAGCCUCAAGCAGCUAAGGGAGUUAAGCCUCUUUGACAACGGUCUCUCGGGCUCCAUUCCGGACGCAAUCAGCACCCUGCAGCUGCUGCAGGAGUUGGACCUCCACUGCAACAGCCUGAGUGGCACCAUUCCAGCCUGCAUCACCCACCUCACCGCACUCACCAGCCUGAUGAUCAACGCCAAUCACCUUGCAGGGACGAUACCUGCUGCAAUCACCACGCUCACUAAUCUCGAAAUCCUCCACCUUGAGAACAACCAGCUUACGGGAGAGCUGCCCUCCUUCCUCCACAUAGCCCGCCUCACUUCGCAAAACGGACUGUCUGCAGACCACAACUACUUCACAUCCACAGCAGACCCUCUCCCUUUCAACGCUACCAGCCUAGACAGCCCUUCAGAAUCUCACAGCCUGUGUCUGUUCGACCACAACUGCCUUGAAAACGACGCAAUCUCCUGCGCUAGUUGGCAGAACCAGAGGUAUGGCAGCGAGUGCCGGGCGUUCUGCGGGGCGCAGCCACUCACCCCGCCGUGCAGCGGCCAUGGCGUGUGCUCCCUUGUGCCUGACCCCUCGUACGACCUGUCUGCCUGUGAGGAUGAGCAUGAGCUGCCGCCACCCUACUGUGCACGUGAACCUGAGGGCCAGUGCGACUGUGAUGAGGGGUACACGCCAGGGACUGCUGCUGGCACGUGCGUCCCUCAUGGUAUGCCGUCUGCUGCCUCAAGUUGUCCCGGCUGCUAA
Molecule: messenger RNA, 1416 nt
Organism: Closterium sp. Yama58-4
Lineage: Eukaryota; Viridiplantae; Streptophyta; Zygnematophyceae; Desmidiales; Closteriaceae
Source: the annotation of a GenBank genome assembly